UAUCUUGCACUCUAGAAUGUGGUCUCUACUGGUCACCCUCAUUUUGUGUUGUGGAACUCUCAUCAGCCACGGUGACAAAGUAUCAUGGAUACCUUCGACCACCAAGCUUUCUGCAAGCUAUAGGACUAGACAAGAAAGAUCACUGCCGAAGAAACUGUCCUCUAAUAAAGGUUCUAGUAAAGAUUCUGCAGCUCUUUCCUUGCUUACUUGUCAGCGACAACUUGCAAGACUAUCGAUUGCAAUGCACUCUUCCAUACGUUACAACAGCAACGCUUGCUCUCGUACGAGUUACAGAGUAACUCUGAGGUACGGUCGAUGCAGACGGCAAGUCGAGACAAAGUUGUGCUAUGGCAUGUGUACAAGCUACUCGCGUCUUAUUUCAGAGACAUUCGUCAUUUCAGCGAUGAGGCUCCGAGAUCUAGAACGAGUUGAAAGGGGUUGCUCUUACUGCACACACGUGGGGAACAUUAGUAUAAGAAAGUACCAUGUCAACUGCAUUGUGAACGGACGGUACACCAGGAAACUUUUCUACAUUCCAUGGAUUGAGAGUUGCAGAUGUAGGCCUUGUCUCACUAUAUAAAUAUCUGAGAAUAAAUGUAUGUCUGAUUUGGUUUGUUGGACAGUUUGUGUGUUGGAUUCAUGCGACUGUCGUAGUCUAAUUACGAUAUAAUGAAUAUUUGAA
Corticium candelabrum is the source of this 682-nucleotide messenger RNA. RefSeq lists its product as uncharacterized. The transcript has 2 exons. NCBI's taxonomy places the organism in Eukaryota, Metazoa, Porifera, Homoscleromorpha, Homosclerophorida, Plakinidae. The coding region runs from base 17 to 580 and encodes 187 amino acids. The record is from RefSeq and is a predicted model, not a curated record.